Messenger RNA from Penicillium samsonianum, 1575 nucleotides. Its product is annotated as MFS transporter. The transcript has 2 exons. The coding region runs from base 1 to 1575 and encodes 524 amino acids. The record is from RefSeq and is a predicted model, not a curated record. NCBI's taxonomy places the organism in Eukaryota, Fungi, Ascomycota, Eurotiomycetes, Eurotiales, Aspergillaceae. Gene Ontology annotation, biological process: transmembrane transport. Gene Ontology annotation, molecular function: transmembrane transporter activity.
AUGUCUAAUAACGAGUCGAAAACUUCUGUUGACGCAGGCGAGGUCGAAAACGGUCACACCUACAAUGGCUCGGGCACCGAGAAUGACCCAUUCCUGGUGGAGUUCCAAAAAGAUGACCCCAGCAAUCUGAUGAACUGGGGUGAGUCCCGCAAAUGGUCCAUUGCAGCCAUUGCAACCUUUUCGGUCUUCGCCGUGACCUUUACUUCCUCCGCAUACUCGGUGUCGGCAAAUGAAGUCGUCCAGGACUUUGACAUCAGCACCGAGGUCUUCAUUGCCGGGCUAUCUCUCUUUGUGCUGGGAUUUGCUAUCGGUCCUGCCGUAUGGGGUCCCUUGAAUCCGGUAGCUAACAUUGGCUCAAGAUCGGAACUAUACGGAAGGCAGAUUCUCUGGAUUAUCACUCAUAUAGCCAUGGUCGCCUUUCUGGGAGGAUCUGCAGGCAGCCAAAACGUGGCUACUCUCCUCAUCCUGAGAUUUUUUGCCGGCACAUUUGGCGGCUCGCCACUCGUCAACUCUGGCGGAACAAUUGCCGAUCUCUUCCCGCCUGCUCAGCGUGGCCUGGCAUUGACCAUCUACUGUGUUGCACCCUUCCUCGGUCCUAUUUUGGGCCCAAUCGUGGGCGGUUUUGUGUCUGAGAACAUCAGAUGGAGAUGGGUCCAGGGUGUCUGCGUGAUAUUCAUUGGCGUAAUCGGCAUUUUGGGCAUCGUCUUCAUUCCUGAGACAUAUGGCCCGGUGCUGCUUCAACGGCGGGCAUGUCAGCUCGCCAAGGCUGAUGGCAAGGUCUAUGUGAGCGUUUUGGAAAAGAACCAAGGCAAGAAGAAGCCGUCAGAAGUCUUCAAGCGUGCCUUGUUCCGUCCCUGGAUCUUCCUCUUCUCCGAGCCCAUCGUCUUGGUAGCAUCACUAUAUAUGGCUAUUAUAUACGGCACGGUCUACAUGUUCAUGGGCGCCAUGCCUAUCGUGUACAAUGAAGACCGCAGUUGGAGCGAGGGCAUCGGCGGACUGUCGUUCUUGGGAAUUGCUGUUGGCAUCAUCUUUGGACUGGUCUACGCCAUCUGGGACAACAACAGCCGCUACAUGAAGCUUUUCGCGGCAAAAUCCGCAACGGCCGAGUCCCGCCUGCCACCUGCGAUUGUUGGAGGUAUCGCCCUUCCUAUCGGCAUGUUCGCCUUUGCCUGGACCAACUACCCCAGCAUCCACUGGUCUGUCAGUAUUAUCCUGUCUGCACCGUUUGGAUUUGGCUGUGUACUCGUCAUCCUGCCCAUCAUGAACUACUUGAUCGACACUUAUACCAUCUAUGCCGCUUCUGUCCUGGCUGCAGCUGCCAUCUUCCGCUCGGUUGUGGGCGCUGUGUUUCCCCUAUUCACGACACAGAUGUACCACAAUCUGGGAAUUCACUGGGCGUCCUCUAUCCCGGCAUUCAUGACUCUCGCGUGCAUGCCAUUCCCGUUGGUCAUGUAUCGCUAUGGUGCCGCGGUCCGAAUGAAAUGUAAGUACUCAUUCGAAGCGGCAGAGAUGAUGAGGAAGAUGCAACUGCAGCAAACAGCUACUACUGCGGAGAAGGACAACGACGGAGCGUGA